CUAACGUCCCCCCUCCCGCCUGUCUCCGCUCCGUAAACCCUCCGCAGCCGUUUGGACCGCAGACAUUAGCCUCUCCCGGGCUAAUUCCUCCCGGACGGUAAAGAGAAAGCAGCCGGGGAAGGAGCUACAUGGAGGCUAACUAACUGAGCUCGGAUCCGUCGGUGCUCGGCAGACGAUCACACACACACACGGGGACUGCGGUACAUCGGUACCGAAAUGCCAGCCGGAGUUUGCGGCUGCUGUGGGCCGCUGAGGCCGAGGUACAAACGCCUGGUGGACAACAUCUUCCCUGAGGACCCCAAAGAUGGCCUCAGUAAGUCGGACAUGGAGAAGCUCACCUUCUACGCCGUGUCGGCUCCAGAGAAACUGGACAGGAUUGGAGCUUACCUGGCCGAGAAGCUGAGCAGAGAUGUGGUGCGACACCGCUACGGGAAUGUGGUGAUAGCCAUGGAGGCUCUGGACCAGCUGCUGAUGGCGUGUCACUCUCAGAGCAUCAAACCCUUCGUGGAGAGUUUCCUGCACAUGGUGGCCAAACUGCUGGAGUCUAGAGAGCCAGACCUGCAGGUCCUGGGAACCAACUCGUUUGUGAAGUUUGCCAACAUCGAGGAGGACACACCUUCCUACCAUCGCCGCUACGAUUUCUUUGUCUCACAGUUCAGCGCCAUGUGCCACUCUACUCACGAAGACCAAGAGACCAGAACCAGGAUCCGUGUGGCCGGGAUCAAAGGUCUGCAGGGCGUGGUGAGGAAGACGGUGAACGACGAGCUGCAGGCCAUCAUCUGGGAGCCGCAGCACAUGGACAAACUCAUCCCAUCCAUGCUGUUCAACAUGCAGGACAGCGACGACCUGGACAGGGCGGGGCACCCCAACACGCCAUCGGGGGCGGGUCAGGAUGGCGAGGAGAACCCGUCAGCGCUGGCUGAGAACUGUUUCAGAGAGCUCCUGGGCCGAGCGGCCUACGGCAACAUGAACAACGCUGUGCGACCUGUGCUGGUUCACCUGGAUAACCAUCACCUGUGGGACCCCAACGAGUUUGCAGUUUCCUGCUUCAGAAUCAUCAUGUACUCCAUCCAGGCUCAGCACUCGCACCACGUGAUCCAGCAGGUUCUGAACCACCUCGACACUAACAACAAGAACACGCCGCGGGUCAGAGCCGGCAUCGUCCAGGUGCUCCUGGAGACGGUGGCCAUCGCCGCCAAAGGAUCUGUGGGAAUGAUCCAAGGCUCCAAAAGAAGUGACGUGUUCACCUUUGAAAGCGAAUGCACGAUUCCUCCUAACCUGUGGCUCGGGCCCACCGUGCUGGAGGUGUUCAACACUCUGCUCAAACACCUGAGGAUGAGCGUGGACUUUGAGCUGGGCGACAGCUCGAGGAGGAACUCCGCCUCCAGCGUUUCGUCCGUCCGCGGUAGAGAGAGCGAGGAGCGGAUCGUCCAGAACGCCAUCAUCCAGACCAUCGGCUUCUUCGGUGGAAAUCUGCCAGACUACCAGCGAGCUGAAGUCAUGAUGUUCAUCAUGGGCAAAGUGCCAGUGUACGGGACGCCCUGCCACGCCUUGGACACAGUCAAGAUUGGGCAUCAGGGCACCAAGCGGAUCCAGACCAUGCUGCUCAGCUCCCUCAUCAUGGUCACGUCUGGCUUCAAGUCUAAGUCCAUGGCGGCGGCUCUGCCUCCUCCCUUCCUGGACCCGCUCUUCUCCAUCUCUCUGAUGGAGGACAGCGAGCUGAGGCAGCUGGUAUUCGAGAUCCUGCACAACAUCCUCGACCGCCACGACAACCGCGCCAAGCUGCGCGGCAUCAGAAUCAUUCCUAAUGUCUCCGCACUGAAGAUUAAGAGAGAGAAGAUUUCCAAGCAAGACGUCGCAUUCAUGAAGAAGCACGGCCAGCAGCUCUACCGUCACAUCUAUCUGGGCUGCAAAGAGGAAGAUAACGUCCACAAAAACUUUGAGCUGCUCUUCACCACCCUCGCCAUUCUGACCAUCGAGCUGGCCAAUGAGGAAGUGGUCAUCGACCUCAUUCGACUCGCCAUCGCGCUGCAGGAAAUGGCUCUUACCAACGAAGAGAACCUGCCCAUGUUUAUCCGCUGCGGCAUCAUGGCGUUGGUGGCCGCGUACCUCAACUUCCUGAGUCAGAUGAUUGCCAACCCGCCCUUCUGCCAGCACGUCAGCAAGGUUAUUGAGUUGAGGAACAUGGAUGCUCCUUACCUCCUCCCAGAGCACAUCUUCAGAGACAAGUGUCCGCUUCCUGAAUCUUUGGACAAAGAGGACAGCCAGCUGUACUUCCAGACGGCCGACAUGGCCGAGUGUUUGGCCGGGCCGGGGUACAACGCCGAGCGUCUCUCCAUCCCCUACGUUCCUCAGGUCACAGUUCUUUACACAGUAGGAAAAAUCAUCCACAGGUGCAAGCAGACGUCCAGAGACCGUCUGACCAGGAGGAAGAGUUUCGUGGACACAGUCUCCCUCCAAGUGGACAUCAUUUCCAACAGCCUUCCAGAAAAGUCCCAGCUGGCUGAGGAGAUCACGUUUGAGACCCUGAAGAAGGCCAUCGACACCACCGGUUUGGAGGAGCAGGAGAGGGAGAAGAGGCGCCAGGUGAUGGAGAAGUUCCAGAAAGCGCCGUUCGAGGAGAUCGCCGCCCACUGCGAAUCCAAGGCAAACAUGCUGCACGACCGGCUCGCACAAAUCUUUGAGCUAACAAUCAGGCCUCCUCCCAGCCCAUCCGGAGUGGUUUCCAUCUCAGCGGGACACACCCAGCAUCAGUCCGUCCCCGUCUACGAGAUGAAGUUUCCAGACCUGUGUGUCUACUGAACGCACACAUCCACAAACCAGCUCACACGCAACAUUGAAAAUGCACAGAAAGAACAACACACUCACAUCUGCACUCCAGUCUCCUCUGUUCAGGUGGCGGGGAUGCCGUCAGGGACGAAGUUUGAAUCCUGUUUCCCGUCUUGACUCAAACCUGCGUUAAUCCACGCCGCUCUGAUUGGCUACACUUUGUUUCCUGACUCGCGUCCCUGAAGCCAAACUGAACUUUUGAGUCACCAAGAACAAACACCAACAAAAAAACCCAUAAACUGCUUCCACUCUGAGGUUUUAGUGUAUUUCUGCUGAAUCAGACAUUGCUUCUCUGUUCCAGUCCAGCCAAAGCUUCACUCCUUGUACAUACGCUCUCUUAAAAAAGCAGCGUGAGGCUCACAAACGCAGCUCCUGCCUCCUUACAACUAUCUGUUUCCUGUCAGUAGCCGUCGGUGCCGUCACUGAUUAGUAGGAAUGUGCAAUAUACAUAUAUAUAUAUAUAUAUAUUAGCCGUCAGCUAUGAAAACUGAAAUAACAUAAGUGGUGGUAGAAAGCAGUUUAGUUUCAGGCUCACUGCUCCUCAGCUUUUAGCUCUAAUCUUCAGUCUUUGCUGUUUAAGAUAAAACAGUGUAACAAAUGAAUUCAACAACCAGCUGAGUUCUUAUAAAUAAAUUCAAUGACAGCAAUACUCGAACUGCUUGGCAGCGACACUCAAAAGCUGAAGAGUCGACGUUUGGACGAGUAGAAAUGGGCUCGCUCGUGUUUGGUGAUGACGUGAUUGUUUCUGAGAGGCGUGAGUUUGUAAGAGGAAGGUCACUGAAGAAGUACAGAGUGUUCAUCUCCAUCAGCUCCCACCUGAGACUGUAUAUAGAAGAUGGACAUAGUCAGUGUGGUGUCAAUUUAGUGGGGAGCUUUGACACUGGAUUACCUAAGACUGUAUACUCCACAUUCUACUACCACUAGUACCACUAGUACUACUAGUACAGUAGCCACAGGUGGACAAAAUCAACAGAGACUGAAUAAAAAAGAUGGAUAGAGCCACCGAGACGUCAGCGUCUGGUUUUGAGCUCCACAUUUGGAGCCUCAGUGUUGAUGUUUUGGAUGAUGUCAUAAUGUAGUCACAUGAUCAGAGCAACCACGUCUCCUGUAUCCAGAUGAAUUAUUAAAAAAACAAAGUGUUUUUUAAUCUAAUCAGGCUGUAGUCAUGUUUAUUUCUGCUGAAAGCUUCAACACGAGAGUCUGAGGACUGUCUCACUGCUGGAGUCGCCCUCAGGUGGCCAUGAAAGGAACUGCAGUCUUUGGUGCUUCCAUAUUGGCAGCUUAAUGUUACUGUAAUGAGGACGUGAUUUAUCAAAUGAAACUACAAUCUGAGCUCAGUGUUUACUGACGUCUAAACGCAAGAAGGCCGUUGGGUCUUAUUGUCAAAGAUUUCAAACCUUUCAGAUACGGAAGCUACAUCCAUCUUUAAUAUACAGUCUGUGGCUUUGACGAUGGUCCUUAGAGAAGUUGUUGUAAAGUUUGUGUAAAGUUCUUGUGGUGGGGCUGAUGAUUUUAGAAAGGACUCUAAACUUCCUCUAUUAAAGAUUUGGGGUUAAUAUUCUUAGAGAUUGCAGUAAAAAUAUCACAAAAAAAUACAAAUGUAGCAUCUUUUAAAGAGUUGAAGUUUAUUCCUCAAGUAUGAAACAGUGCAGUUAUGAUCACAGUUACAGGCCUGUGUGUAAGUAAAAUUAAAGCUACGCGCUCUUUGUUUGUAAUAUUUCCUGAUAUGAGGUGGAGCUGCAUGCAGCGUGUUGGCUGCAGAUGAAUCUGAUCCAGCUCCUUGACUUUGCGCUGUAGUCCCUGCGCACGCCUGCUUUCCAUGAACGAAUCAGCCGCCUCACAGCUUUGAUGGCAGCCUUAAAAAAAACAAAACAAAGCUGUUUCAUUGCCAAACACAGAAGUUUGAUUUUAAAACGUCUAAAAAGGCCGUUGUUCGUAUCCUGUGAGGAGCCAUAUGGUGGAGUUUUUCAUUCCAAAACGAAGCGACCGGCAGCAUCAAAGUUAACCUCCCCGCUGAACGCAUUAAUAUUAAUAUCCAUCCUCAGCCCCAGCGAUACAAAGCACUGACAUUUUGGAGGAUUUAAUCAUCCUUGCAUUUUCAACAGUUAUCACAGGGCCGUGAUUUAUUUCCAAAACAGGGUACAGGAGACGCUCUGGGAACGGGAGGAUUCGUAUGUGGUGCAGCUGCAGCUGUGAUCUGUACAGCAGAUGGUUAUCAGUGUUUUCCUCUGAUCUGAGCUCAGCGUGGGCAGAAAAUCCCUCCAGUUGGAGGAAGAUACCUGCUGCCUCUGUUUGGUGCGAGCAGCUGUUGGAGGCUGAAGGUCGGUGCUUCCUUUCACUCAGAGCUGAUCGUGUGUUCGGCUCGUCAGCGAAGGAGAAAUGAAUUUCUCGAGCGCUGGUUGUGUUUCUGAAUGAGAGAUGCUGGCUAAGCUGAAAGUCUGUGUUUGACAUCACCAACACGAGCCUCACAAAUCUGAGAAACUUUGUUAGUAAAUGUGUGUUUUUCAGCAUCGGGUCGAAGGCCAAGCAGUUUAUUUGUGAAUGUUUGAUCUGGAUACGUGACAAGUGCAGGUUUGGUGCGACUGUCCUGAUCACAUCGCAGCGUCACAUCUGUACAGUUGAGCCCGUGCAGCUGUUUGGACGUGGAUGCUUUAAUGUGCAAGGCCAGGGUCACGAAAGCUGCAGGACAUGAAGCAGAAGAAAUUCAAAGAGAUGAAACGUUGGCUGCUUACGGAGAGUCGACAUAAAUACUGAUGCCAAACUUUUAGGGAUUCUUCUUUGCUUAUAUUGUAAUUUUUUUGUAUUGAAUAUUGCAGAACGUUGCGUUGUGAUCCUGUCGUUAUGGUGAAUUACUCUAUACUCCACUUCCCUAGUUGGAGCCAGCAAAGCUACAACAAAAACAAGAAUUUAAGAUUUCAAUUGAUUUCACAUCAGUUCUUCUUCUGCUGUUGGAAUUUUAAAGCUUCUCAGGUGUGCUCGGGUACCUUCUUGUUUUUUUAAACAUGUUCAGUGACCCAGGUCUGGGGUAGUCUCCACUUUAACACUCGAGUGUGCCAAACAGACAAAUUUCAAAACUUACAGCAACUUAUUAUAGAAUUUCGACUGCCAGUGGAAGUGCAGAAAAGAAGCUGAUUGGCACAUGAUGUCAAACAAUGUUACCUAGGUGGUUGCCUAGGGAACCAGAUAGCCACACGUAACCAGCUGUCACCGUGGGCAACAAAGCGAUGCACUGAUGGUUGGAUUGUGUGGCUUUUAAAAGUUCACGACCAGCAUCAAGGUGAUAAAACGUGACCCUUACCUUGCACAUCAAAGCAGUCCCACUUUACUUUCCUUUACCUUCACGGUUGCUGACCGUUCAUCUUCUCCGAUUGCCGCUUAUGUAUCGAUAACCAGCAAUAGGGUGGGUUUGACCUCUUAACAUCCAUCGGGCACCAGCGACCCGGUCAGGGUUUUGUUGUAGCCAAAUGCCAAAAAGGCACAUUUUUGAGAAAUUGAAAGGUCUUAAGGUCUUUAACCAAACCCUAACCGGAUAUAAUCCAGUGGCUGUUUGGAGGUUAAAUCUUCUGUUCUAUAAGUAUUACAUGUCUAAUCAUUGUACUGUGUGAAAAAUAGGUUACAGAGGACUUUUCACUGGAAACGAUGAGCAGAGCAGCCUGAACAAGAGAAAAGUCUCUUGCUGUUUUUUUUCUGUGCAAAUCUACGCAACAUAAUGUCUUAGCUUUAAACUCUCGUGCUUUAACAUCGUAGAAUCAUAGCUUUUAAAAAACAUGCAUUAUAUGAACUAACUGCAUUGCUCUUUAACUUCAGUCAUCGUCGUUGACCCCCGAGGGACGGGACUGGGAUCAUAUGCUGAAACAAAGUCUAAACGAGCUCUUUAACGGCCGGAUCCUGACGUCGGGCUUUAGAGAAAAGUCGGGUUUAGAUGUGGCUGGAAUACAUGAUAUCUUCCUCUCAUGAAUGUGUCGUCGCAGCAGUAUAUAUAUACAUAUAUAUCAUAUAUUUUUGUACAUUUUAUGCAUCACGUAUCAUUACAUUGUUGCCUAGCAGAGAUUUUAGAGGUUGGGAGAUUUCUUCUAAGACGAGGACAAAAUACUGAAUUCUUUAUACUCGUGUAGUUUUUUGUUGUUUACCUCGAUGGUUCAGGUUUCAGCGGGAUGUUGCAGUGUGGGGGAGAUGGUCUCGUUUUUAUUUUUUCAACUGUAGAUUCUAUUAUAUCAUUUCAAAAAUAAUGAAAAAUGAAUGAAUAUUAUAUGUAGAGCCAGAUGUUGGUUAUUUUUGGAUAAAGGAGUAAAUCAGUGCAAUCUGACAAUGUUAAGAUCCAGAUUUAUUUUUCUCUAAGUGGCGGCUCAGGCUCAACCUUCAGACCUGAAACUCUCAGACGGUCCGGUUGAAGAAUCGGCUCCAGAUUCACUAAAAUCAUUUAAAAUUGGGUCCACAAUAGUCGGAAAACUGUGUAUUCCCAUAUGUGACAACGCUUCCAGGUUCCUCCUACGUUUGAAGACCAUCUCUUGGUGGUCUUCUCCUGGAAAAUUCCUGUAAUCUGCAUAAGCCUCAAACAUUGGUUUUUCUGUUAAUCAAGAUGCCCGGUUGUCCCAUCUGUGGAAGCAUUUAACCCAAUUCCACCUUCAGUUUGCCAGAGGUUGGAUGAAUGUCCUACAAGAAUUAUACUGGAAAAAAAAGUCCUCUGCUUUUCCCAGAUUUAGUGAGAAGCAGCACGAAAAGAUGGGUGGGGGUUGCAAAGCGGCUUGCAGAUGGUUCAGUGGCUUAAAUAACACGACCUCAUUUAAAAUGUCUUUAUCUAAUGCGUCAGCUGAUCCAUCAGGAUGGUGGAGGAGCUCGGCGUCGUGUCUGAAUUAAUGCUAAACUUAUUGAAAAGAAAUAACGCCUACAAGGGAUCGUAGCCAAGCGCUCGACAUUAAUUCCGACUUUUAAUUUUGAUUCAACAGCACCAGCAUUUCCACAGAUUACUUUAAAACUCGUAUCUCAGUCAAAUCCGAUGUUCACUGGAAUUAAACGCUCACGGAUCUGAUUGGAAGCUUGUUUUUUCUUAUACACGUUCAUCGGUAGCGGUAUCAGUAAAGCCGUCUAAACCUCCAUAAAGACGUUACAGGAUAUAACUAAACGAUCAUAUUUGUGGGUACCGGAGGAGCUCACCUUCAGACGGGUUUUGUGAAUCUGGAUCCGAGUCUGUGUUUCUGAGCCGAAAAGUUUAACACCGGCUGAUGUGAAGUCUGUAAAUGAUGUCGGAGCAGUCGGUCUGCGAACGAGCCGCUCUGCUACUUUUGAUAAAUGGUUCAACCGAUUCAGCUCAAGCAAUCAUUCAAAUAGUACCAGCUGAUGUAUUAAUGAACUUUAAAGUAAAAAUGCUGAACAGUUAAUAACCGUUACGGUAAAAUAUGAUGUUGUGUUUGCACUUUGAUCACUGUGUACCUGGUACUAUAGCAGAAAUAAAUCAGCACCGAUGUGUGUUUGGUACAAACAGAUCUUAGAAGUAUUUUUGAUGAAAUGAUCUGUGUGGAGCUGUGAAAAGUUUCCCUCCUGAUUGGUGAUCUGAGUCCUAAAACUAAGACAAAAGAAGAGUCAGAGCAGAAUAUUCACGUGACGAACUCUUCACCUUUCAAGAUGGAUUUUUUCCAGCUGUAAAAUGUCAAGAACAAAAAAAAAAAAAGCUUCCGAUGAAGAUGAUGUUCUUUUUUAUGUUUCUGAUGUAUUUUUGUGCCAGUUUUAGAGAUUAAAGGCGUCGCGUCCGUGUUCACAGUGACAAACUUGCUAUAGCUCGGCUUUGUUUCAAUCACACUGAUGGUUUUAACCACUAGAUGGCGCUGAGGCUCCUGCUGCUGCUUCACGCUUUCACCUUCAUUGUUCUUUUGUCGCAUUUCUUUUAACUUUUCAUCUCAAUGAGAAAACUACAGCGACGUGACCUCAGCCGCUUCUGGAGCCUCAAGUGGACAUAAGAGGAACUGCACUUUUCCCAAACCUGGAUUUGCUGUUUGCACAAAGAUCCAGUGAGUCAGGAAGUAUCUGAGUUUAGAUUAUCUUGUCACGUUUGAUUAAUUUGGUCUUAAAAAUUCAAAGGGACUUCCUGAAACAUCCGAAUCUCAGUUCACGAUCACGUGGAACAGAGAAAAGCAGGAAACGUAAGAAGCUGGAACCAGUUUCAUGUUUUAUUUUCCAUUUUGAUUCAUCAACUGAACAAAAUCAUAAAGCGUUCAGUGCAGAUUAUUUCUGUGAAGCUCGGCAGCAGCAGAGCCUCAGCGCUUCAUUACAAAGCCUCUAUUGAAAUAGAAAAAUGUGCAUUGAGAUUAAAGUGUUUCUAUCGAAGCUGUUGAGUC
Molecule: messenger RNA, 9161 nt
Organism: Pelmatolapia mariae (spotted tilapia)
Lineage: Eukaryota; Metazoa; Chordata; Actinopteri; Cichliformes; Cichlidae
Gene: efr3a
Product: EFR3 homolog A (S. cerevisiae)
Exons: 26
Coding region: 217-2802 (861 amino acids)
Biological process (GO): protein localization to plasma membrane
Cellular component (GO): plasma membrane
Source: RefSeq, a predicted model, not a curated record